AUGGCCGAGCCAGUGAUGACCAACAUCGAACCGAAGACACCGGCUGGCAAUGAGUCCCCGCACGAUGGUUUACUACUCCCAAGGGCCCGUCUAGACGCGGGGAAAAUUCCUUUGACAUCCUGGACGCCAUCCUCAGAGGAGGAGCGGCGCAUAUUCCGCGUCUGGAAGGGGUUCACCCUUGCCGAACGAACCAAGGAUACGGUGUCUUGGAUUUGGGACUACGGCGUUGAGAUUCAAUCAGAAGCAUCCAGGCAGCGCUGCUCUCAAAUCAAACAAACCAAAUCCGGACCUGUAUUUGUUUGUUUGACAACUUUUUGA
Messenger RNA from Beauveria bassiana ARSEF 2860, 318 nucleotides. RefSeq lists its product as uncharacterized. The transcript has a single exon. Lineage: Eukaryota; Fungi; Ascomycota; Sordariomycetes; Hypocreales; Cordycipitaceae. The record is from RefSeq and is a predicted model, not a curated record. Bases 1 to 318 code for a protein of 105 amino acids.